AUGUCAUUUAGAUCGAGCCGUUAUAUGUUCAGUCCAGCUCAAUUUCCACCAUCCAUUUCCACAUUAUCCAUUCAAGAGCAAUACAUCACCAUCUCCUUCAUUUUUCCGGCAGCCUUCCGAUCUCCGGUGAUCCGCCGUUCUCCGGAGACCCUCACGCCGGCGAGCACCACCGCCUCCGAGCCGACCCCACCAGCUCACAGCCGCGCCAUCACAGUUCCCGUCCGCAGCUCACGACCUCAGCCGCACCUCACCGACCAGCUCGAGUCCACGCACCUUCACCCAGCACCGGUGACCCGCCGUCGCCUCCGUCCAGCACCGACCGAGCCGCGGCCGUUCAGCUCCACCCUCAACUCGAACCAGCCACUGCUCACCGGCUGGCUGCUUAUUAUCACUACACAGAUUCCAUAUGAUCUAAAGCUGAAGACAUUGAAUGUUGGGGACACAAAUGAAAUCAUUCAAAUUCAGGGUUUUUUCAAAGAUGAAGGUGUUCUUAACAAGAGAGCUCAAGGGGUGGGUUUCCCACUCAUCUCCCACUUUUUUGCCAUCGCCAAUGUUUUCGUGAGAUAUUUCGUGAUAAUGUACAUUGUGAUACCCGUUUCUUAUUGGGGCUUGAACGUGGACAAUGCCAAGAACUUCCCCAUAUACUCGCCUUUACUGCUGAUGGUCAAGAAUAUAAUAUAUCGGCCAUCGUGGACUGUAGAUUUGAGCUGGAUGGAGAUAUCAUACAGGGCAUCUUCAAAGGGCAAGAUUAUGGUCUUGCUUGCCGUCUGCGUUUUCUUGAAAAAGGUUAUUCAGAUGCCGUUUUGGGCCCUUUUGCCCGUGGCUUUGCUCGCUUUCUCGUUCACUCUUCCUGUCAGCAUUAUUACCGCAACUACGAAUCAGACCCCGGGCCUGAAUAUAAGCACAGAGUACCUUAUGGGGAUAAUAUAUCCCGGGAGGCCGAUUGCGAACGUCUGCUUCAAGGUGUACGGCUACAUGAGCAUGUCUCAAGCAAUUGCUUUUCUUAGUGAUUUUUCAAGCUUGGUCAUUACAUGAAAAUUCCUCAUAGAUCAAUGUUCCUUGUUCAGGUACAGGAAAAGGUGGUGGCAGAGGUACAAUUACGUACUGUCGGCGGAUUUGGAUGCGGGCGUGGCUUUCAUGGCGGUGGUUUUGUAUUUCAUUGUGGGGAUUGAGAAGCGGAACUUGUCGUGGUGGGGGAAUGACGACUUGGAGCACUGUGACCUGGCCACGUGUCCCACUGCCAAGUGUGUCAUUGUGGAUAAUUGUCCUAUGUUUUGACCCAAUUACUUAUUUUGGUUUUCAUCCUAAACAAACAAACAAACAAAAAAAA
Molecule: messenger RNA, 1330 nt
Organism: Striga asiatica
Lineage: Eukaryota; Viridiplantae; Streptophyta; Magnoliopsida; Lamiales; Orobanchaceae
Source: the annotation of a GenBank genome assembly